Messenger RNA from Lucilia cuprina (Australian sheep blowfly), 776 nucleotides. It is a transcript of the gene ND-ASHI, whose product is annotated as NADH dehydrogenase [ubiquinone] 1 beta subcomplex subunit 8, mitochondrial. Gene Ontology annotation, cellular component: mitochondrion. Bases 90 to 620 code for a protein of 176 amino acids. NCBI's taxonomy places the organism in Eukaryota, Metazoa, Arthropoda, Insecta, Diptera, Calliphoridae. The record is from RefSeq and is a predicted model, not a curated record. The transcript has 3 exons.
UUGAUUAGUGGCAAAACGCUGCUACAGCACUACGAUUCAUUGAAAAUUUCGUCCACUGGAGCAGAUUCUCUAAGGAAAUUGUCUGCAAAAUGGCAUCCGUAAUGAAUACCUAUAAAUUGGUACAAAAAUUAAGUGCCACCAAUCCAGCUUUAUUGCGUCAAGCUGUCAGAAACAUGGCCGGCUGGAAUAAGGAUUAUAAACCAGCAAGUAUGCCUAAAACUGAGGAAGAGCAUUUAGCUGCUGCCAAGAAAUAUCAUUUACUGCCAGAAGAAUAUAAACCUUAUGCUGAUAAUGGUUUGGGUUACGGUGACUAUCCCAAAUUGGAAGGUGGUUUGGGUAUUGAAGCCCGUGAUCCCUACUAUCCAUAUGAUUUUCCAGAAUUGAAACGUAACUUGCAUGAAACUUUCCAUGCUGACGCUGAUUUAUACAGUGAAGAUCGUUGGUCACAACCUGCUCCUCCCCGUUAUGCCAACAGCACUUACUGGCUAAGCUUUUUGGGUUGCAUGGCCGGCUGUUUGGCUUUGUACUAUUGGUUGGACAACUAUAAAAUGUAUCGUCCCGUUGCUGUUAAACAAUAUCCCGGUGAUGGUCGUAAACAUUAUACAUUUGAAAUGAAUUAAAGAAAACAAUACUAAAUAGUUUGAAUAUAAAUAAAAUUUAUUUUAAUUAAAAAAACAUUAAUGUAUGGUUUAGAUAAAAUGCUAUUGUGGAAAAGAACACGAAAUUCUUUAAGAAGAAAUGUGUGAAAUUAAUAAAUUAAACAGAUAAAAAUACAA